ACCCACUCUCUUUCUCUCUCCCACCUCAUAUACUUCUUUUUUUGUCCCACAUUCUCUCUCUCUCUCUUCCCUGCGACUGUCAAAACGACGGGUGAAUGCAGCACAGUAAAGCAGGAGAAGUAGAUCAUUUUUAAAAGAUCGAAUUAUUUGAAUUUCCCGAAACGAAGAAAUCUUUAAUGUUACUUAUGGACGUGGAAUUUGAUGAUUUACAGGGUUCGUCCCCUUCUCAGUCUUUGAUCGCGAAAAAGUUCAAACCAGAAAAGGAUGCCUUGACAAGUGAUCUAGCAGACUCAACUGCUGUGCUUGUUUCUAUGGAUAGUGCCAAUGAUGUGAAGACCUCCACAUCAGGAUCCAACUAUUCAGUUGAUCAUAAUGGUUCCGCUUCUGACUUAUCAUUUCAGGAUGAUGCGAUUGACGAUGUGGAUGAUUAUGUUGAUGAUGACGACGUUUCUGACUAUGAUAAUAAUGAUGAAUUUUUUUGUGAUGACGAUGAUGAUGAUGAUGACUACUUGAAGUUGCAAGCUCAAUUUGACAAUGUAGACUUGCCUCCUGGUGUGGAGGCAUCAGUUCCCUGGUUGCAGGAACCUAUUCCAAGUGAGAAGCCUCCAGCUGUUGGAACUUCAACUUCCUCAGGCACGGAAGCUUCUAGUAGUUCAAAAGCAGUGUCAAGUUCGACAGACAAAAAGGAGGAAGAGAUGGAUGAUGUAUUGAGAAAAUUAAUGUAUUUCAAACAAUUUGAUACUGUUCCUGAUUGUUCUGAUCAUCACUACCUGGACCUGAAAGCUUCAGGCCGACAGCCUUCAAAAUCUUGGGUAAAGAAAAUCCAGGAUGAGUGGAAAAUUCUAGAGCAGAACUUACCAGAAACUAUAUUUGUUAGAGCUUAUGAAUCGCGGAUGGAUCUUUUGAGGGCUGUCAUUAUAGGACCAUCAGGUACUCCAUAUCAUGAUGGCCUUUUUGUCUUCGAUGUUGUAUUCCCGGCUUCAUAUCCAAGUGAACCACCGAUGGUCCAUUAUCAUUCGAGUGGCUUUCGACUAAAUCCCAACCUGUAUGAAUGUGGAAAAGUCUGCUUGAGCCUGCUGAACACUUGGACUGGUGGACGAGAUGAGAUGUGGCUUCCAAACAAGUCAACAAUGCUUCAAGUUUUGGUCUCUAUUCAGGCUUUGAUUCUGAAUGCGGAGCCGUUCUUUAAUGAACCUGGGUAUGAAAAGACGUACAAGGGGCAAGAGGGGAGGAAAAGAUCCAAGGAGUAUAGUGAAGAUAUUUUUAUUAAAUCCUUGAAAAAGAUGAUGUACACAAUUCGGAAUCCACCACAGCAUUUUGAGGAUCUAGUUUCUGGGCACUUCCGUGUUCGUGCUUAUGACAUCAUAAGGGCAUGCAAGGCAUAUGUUGAUGGCGCUGAGGUUGCUUGUUGUGUUAAGAAAUGGCUGGAGGAGGGUGACAACGCUCCAAAGCCCGGCUCUCCAAACUUUAAAGCUGAGGUUGCUAAGAUGAUGAAACCUCUCAUCAAAUAUUUUAUCAAUAAUGGGUCCAAGGACUGUGAGAAGUUUUUGAACUGAUCAUUCAGGAACUUCUGUUUGCACAACAAAUACUGACAUAACUGUGGAGGAGCUAAUAAGUAGGGCUUUAAGCAUUACUAAAAUACAGAUUACUCGUGCAGAUUUUUAAUGGGAUUGUAGACAACUACUACUGUGUAGUGCUAGCGUUAUCUUUCUAUUAUUAACGUGUAGAUAUGAUGUUGACUAGGCCAAUGGGUUAUUAUCGGAAUCAACUUCAUGCUUCAUUUCCUCAAUGAAGUGAACAUGGUUAACCGUUUUUAUGUGCUCUAAGAAAGUUUUUCAAUGGCUACGACAAAAUUGUAGCUAUUGUAGUUUGUAAUUGUAGUAAAUCUAAGCACAUCAUUUUAAAGAGACAA
This is a messenger RNA of Beta vulgaris subsp. vulgaris (sugar beet), 1912 nucleotides long. Its product is annotated as putative ubiquitin-conjugating enzyme E2 38. The coding region runs from base 177 to 1556 and encodes 459 amino acids. The record is from RefSeq and is a predicted model, not a curated record. The transcript has 6 exons. Gene Ontology annotation, molecular function: ubiquitin conjugating enzyme activity. Lineage: Eukaryota; Viridiplantae; Streptophyta; Magnoliopsida; Caryophyllales; Amaranthaceae.